Molecule: messenger RNA, 1680 nt
Organism: Talaromyces stipitatus ATCC 10500
Lineage: Eukaryota; Fungi; Ascomycota; Eurotiomycetes; Eurotiales; Trichocomaceae
Product: vitamin H transporter, putative
Exons: 4
Coding region: 178-1680 (500 amino acids)
Biological process (GO): transmembrane transport
Cellular component (GO): membrane
Molecular function (GO): transmembrane transporter activity
Source: RefSeq, a predicted model, not a curated record
UGCAAGGGCCCACACGCACUCAGCAAGGGGAGAAUAACUACUUUAUUUGAUAUCGAUACCUUGCUGCUCCUCGUAUUUUCUUUUUCUUUCCCAUUCGGAUCGGCACUUGCAUACAUCUUAUCGUGGUCUUGCAUUGCAUCGGGACUUCAUUUUCUAUAUGCUUUGUGUCUUCUCAAAAUGUCCGACUCAGUCACUUCGGUCGAAAAGACUAAAGGCAUAGAGCCUGCAGUGCUCGAAUCGCCACGCAGCAUCGAAUCACCAAAAGGUCUCGAAAAUGACAAGACUCCCAUUGACAGUGCACUGGAGAAGAAGUUGCUGCGAAAAUUGGAUUUCCGCGUGAUUCCUAUUCUCUGGUUUCUGUUCCUAGUCUCGUUCUUCGACCGAUCGAAUAUUGGAAAUGCGAAGAUUGCGGGUAUGACCCAGUCGCUACACAUGAAAGGGAAUGACUAUAACGUGGCCGUCACUGUGUUCACUGUCGCAUAUGUCGUUUUUGGAGUUCCGGCAAAUCUGCUGGUGAAGAAAUUCGGACCUCGGAUUUUGGCAAUUUUUAUGUUCUGUUGGGGUCUUCUUGUCCUCGGACAGGGUCUUACCAAAACCACUUCGGGAUUGAUCGCCUGCCGAUUCCUUAUGGGCAUGUUCGAAGCUGGAUUCGUCCCGGGUUGCGCCUACUUGAUCGGCUGCUACUACAAGCGCAACGAGUUUUUGCGCCGAUAUGCUGUGUUCUUUAGUGCUAACAUGGCGGCCGGUGCUUUCAACGGUCUAUUUUCAACUUUGUUGCAGAAGUUGAACGGCAGAGGAGGUCUUAGGGCGUGGCAAUGGAUCUUCGUUAUGGAAGCCAUCAUCACUAUGUGUGUCAGUCUUAUCGCAUUUUUUCUUAUCGUACCGUUCCCCGAAGACGCCAAAUUCUUGACUCCCGACGAGAAGGCUCUUCUCCUGAGACGUGUCGAGGAAGAUGGAGGAAAUGUUCGCCACGAUAAGAUCGAUUUGAAGCGUGUACUGGCAAUGGCCACUGACUGGAAGAUCUGGAUUUGUGUUCUCGGUUACAUGGCCGCUGAGGAAACAGCUAGCUCUUUGGUAGCUUUCCAGCCCACCAUCUUGAAGGACCUCGGCUGGACAGCUACCUCUGCUCAAUGGCACACCAUCCCUGUAUACGCCACAGCUUUCGUCAUCACAUUGAGCAGUGCAUGGCUGAGCGACUACCUCAACCACCGCUAUCUAUUCACAGUAUUUGGCUCCAUACUCAUCAUUAUCGGCUGGGCAAUUGAGCUAGCCCACAAGAGCUCCCCCGGCGUUCUCUACAUGGGCAUGUUCUUCGUCUCGUGUGGUGCUUUCAUCAACAUGUCGACCCUGGUCGUAUGGCUUUGCACCAAUGUUGGCAAGGGUGUUAAGCGUACCGUUGCCAUGGGUAUUCUUACCGGAUUCGGCAACUGUGGCGCAUUUGUUUCUGGUAACGUUUUUAUCACUGAACAAAGUCCCAAGUACCCUGUUGGCUUUGGCGUUGGAUUGGCUUUUGGCGUCGUCGGCCUUAUUGCGACUACGAUCUAUGUUGGAUUCUUGAUGAAGGAGAAUCGUGAUCGUGAUAGGUUGCAAGGCUCGAGUGAGAGGGUUUAUAACAGGGAUGAGUUGGAACAGAUGCAGGAUCUUGGAGAAUCCCAUCCUGAUUUCCGAUUCCAGCUGUAA